This is a messenger RNA of Aspergillus mulundensis, 4536 nucleotides long. RefSeq lists its product as uncharacterized. The record is from RefSeq and is a predicted model, not a curated record. The transcript is spliced from 9 exons. The coding region runs from base 1 to 4536 and encodes 1511 amino acids. Lineage: Eukaryota; Fungi; Ascomycota; Eurotiomycetes; Eurotiales; Aspergillaceae.
AUGGAGAAUAGCGACGCCGACGACUUGUUAGUUGGAGGCGCUCUGGCUGACCCGGAAUUUGACGAGAACGGCUUUGAUACGAACGAAGAGGUCCUGCUGUUAAGGAUGAUGGAGACCAACGAUAUGCCCGUUUCGCCCAACCUCCAAGCUAUGCUGGACGACCGCAUUGAUAUCGGGUGGCCGUCCGGACAGAGACAGCAGUCUCCCUUAUUCAUCGAGCGUCCUCGGAGUCCGGGAAUUGAUACCGCAGCAUUCAGCUUCGCAAGGCCUGCCCCGAAGACUAAACCGCUCUCGCUUCAGCCAAUUGUGAGACGACAUUCCUCUGGCGCAGUCCAAGAGAUACCAGAACAAGGUAUUCUUGGGUUGUCCGGCAACUCCGGUGAAGGGGAGAAUGAUCAGAAUAAGGCUGCUGCUCCCUCUACCACUCAAAGCGCAGAGUCCCCGACAAGCCCCCGUAUAGUUGAAAUUUCUUCUGUAACAACUGAGCGGGCACAGGACCACAGCGGGAACCUACUCUCGGCGGCGGCCGUCACGGACACAAGCGCAGAAUCACCAAGCGACGCUGGUGCCCAGACAAUACAGUCUUUGCCCACUGAGAAUGGACCGGAUUGCAAUCAGCAGCUCCCGCCCGAGCAGAACGACCAGGACAUGGAACCUCCAGCGGACGUCACAAUCAACAAUCAUGAUCAACCAAUCGAUGGUUCGGGUGAGCAGCCAGAUAAUCGCGAGGAGACAAACGAUGAAGCGCCAUCCUUUGAGGGUCUAGGCCUACGCCAAAGCAGCCUAUUUGAGUCGCGGCCCAAUGACAAUCAAUGGAAAGUCGUGAAGCGACGGCACAGCGACAAGAGAAAGGGCCAGAAGCGAGUGUCGUACGCACUUCCAGAUACCAGCGGGCAAGUACCCGAAGAGAUCUUGUUCCAGCAGUUGAUCAGCCGUUUGAAGGCUCGAGAAGAGAGCGAAGCAGUGGCCACAAAUCUGCAAAAAGAAAUGGAGGCGAACAUAACUGUCUUGAAAGAAGAGAACGAUGCGCUGAAGGGCGAAGUCGAAGCUUUGAGCUCUAAGCUACAGAAGCGAACCGCUGAGACCAGGGCCUACAAAUCGCAGACCGAGUCAUGGAAGUCGAAACUGGGAAAGAUCAAAACAUUCUUCAACGACCUCGGAACCGACUACCAAAAUCUCCGUGGUGAAGCGAUCCACUUCAAGGCAGCUCGAAAGACCCUUGACAAGGAGCGAAGGGAAAUAGCGGAGAGCAUUGAAGACGUCAAAGCACAAAUGGGCCGGAUUUCCCAAUCUUCCCUUGAGGGCCGUGGUGAGACCGGUAGUCUCGUUUCCUCGUUGAAGCAAGAGCUGGAUCACAUGCGGGAGAGAGUCCAGUACUCACAGUCUCAAUUAGUCGACGAGAAGAGAAGAUCUCGCUUGCUCGAGUUAUACAUACAAAACUCCUCACGUGCGCAAGAUAAGAAGCUCGACGAUGUUAGGGCCAAGCAGCUGGAAGUUAUCCAAAGGUUGGAAUCGGAGUUCAUAGUAACGAGCAAGAACUACGAGUCCUCUCAUACUGCUUUCAGUGAGACUUUUGAAAAGAAGGUCGAAGAAUUCCUCGCCACAGUCACUACAACUACCGAAAGCCUCUUCAAUGAUAGGAUGGAUGUACAGCAGUGUCAGGAGGUUAUUUGCACGUUUCAGUCCCGCAUGGAUACGACGACACGUCAACUGGGCGAGGACAUUGGAACUCACUCAAAGAUUGCCGAGGGCUUAGUACGGACCUUGGAGCAGCAAGUCCAAGCUUUCAAAGAUAGCGUGAGCGACGGAUCGACUUUACUUGAGCAUCUUUCUGCCAACGAGGACUGUUGCAAUGACCUUCGCUUGAGACUCGAGGGAGCAGUGCCGGCCUUUGAGAGACUUGGAGAUGAUCUCGAUGGGCUAAAGAAACAAGAACUCAAUCUCGGUCAACGGAUGGAGAGUCUGGAGACGCGGCUAUCCGAGGUUAAGCUGCCGGAGAGAUUCGAGGCCGAUUAUUUCCAUAUUUCGGAGAAGAUAGGGUUCGAAACCGAGAUACAGAGGUUGACUGUUAGCUUGAAGUUAACCGAAGAAAAACUGGAGGUCCAACAGCUUGACGGCGAACAGAAAGAUCAGGAGCUGCGUGACACGACGGAAAAACUGCAUCGAGCGGAAACAAGCAUGGUGAAGCUCGAGUCGCGCCUUGCUAUUCUUCAAGAGCGAACCAACGAAGUCGAAUCGAAAGAGGUAGAACACGAAAAUGAGAUACAGCGACUGAAGCUCGAGUUGAAGGUCAAGGAAGAGAGAUUGGAGGUCCAACAGCGUGACAACCGGCAAAAACAUGACGAGCUACGUGAGCUGACCUCGAGAGCUCAUCAAGCAGAUAUAACAGCUGCCAAGCUUGAAUCGCAAUCUGCCAACUUGCAAGAAAGGAUUCAAGCGUUGGAAGCGGAGGCUCAAGACAAUAUUGAUAAAGCAACCACACAUGGUCGCGAGCAAUGUAGCGCAGGAUUCGAGCGGCAACUCCAUGAGCUCUUGAUGGAAAAGACCAAAAUCGAGAUGAACGCACAAAGAACCAAAGAGCAUCUGGCCGAUUCCCAACAGAAACUGACCGAAGCCGAAGAGUCUACCCGAAUCCAAUGCGAAAGUCUCAAAGCCUUGCUCAAGGAACGUGAAAAGCGAAUCCAAGACCUUGAAGCAUCCCUGAAAGGCCAAGUUUCCAGCAUGGCGACCCGAAUCCAGGACCUCGAAGCAACCCGAACAGAACAAAGCUCAAUUUUAGCGAAGCGAGAAGCCGACAUCCAGUUGUUAAGAGAGCAAGAAGCGGCUCUCAGAUCUGAGCAGACUUCACUGCGGGAACAACUCGAGGAAGCCCAACAGCGUUCGAACGGCUUCGAGAUUGAGUUCAUGAAGACGACAACUGAGGAUCAACAGUCGCGCAAGGCUCUGCAAGAUAGUUUCUCUGCACUCCAAAAGAAAUUCACGAAGAAAGAGGAGAAUUGCAAAGCACUGCAAGAUAGCCUUUCUUCAAUCCAAAAUCAACUUGUGGAAAAAGAAGAAGAAUGCCAGAGGCUGCAAGCUGAUCUCUCUGCAGUCCAAAGUGAGCUCGCUGAGAACAUUGAAGAUCGUCAAAAUCUACAACAGGGCCUAUCUUCCUUGCAAGACGAGCUUGCGAGGAGCAAGGAGGAGUGUCAAGGCUUGCAGGAUAGUAUCUGUUUGGUUCAAGACGAGCUGAUGAGGUACAAAGAGGAGCGGCAGAACUUGCAAAGUAGCCUCACUUCCCUCGAGGCCAAGUACCUGGAGAACGAUGAUUCACACCAAAAUUUGCAAAGCGAACUUUCAUCUGUUCGAGACACACUGGCGCACAGUGAAGAGCAGACUCGAGCAUUGAGGAAGGAACUUGAAGACGCAAACAGUGCACGAAGCACCCUGGAAUCCGGCAAGUCAAAGGCCAAGGCUGAGAUACACUCUUUACUCAAGCGAGUACAAGAUUCGGAAUCAGUGACAAAGACGGUCAAAGAAACACUCCACCAAAUGGGUAUCUCCCGCUUAGAGCAACCAUUGUCCGAGGCAUUGAACCAGCUGGAGAGGGUUCUGCAAACGAAGAAUGCGAGACAACCGACGACAGCGCAGGAACGUCGACUGUCCGAUACACCAGUGGAGGCGCGGAAUCCUCGAACCAAACACAAGGCCCAUACUACAGAAGUGCAAACAGAUCCGAGGACUCCUGUGAGCCAUGCCGACCAGGAUUUGUCGUCGAAACGAGCCGGAAAUAUUGUCCCAUUUUCAAGUAUCCUUGAAGGACUAUCGCCUGUUCAUCAACCAGCUGCUGACAGUGAACUGUUUGAUCUCUCUGCCCUUGCGCACACACCAAAGAGAGCCGCAGCACUACAGGAGCCCAGCGCCCCAUCUCGACCAGAGAAGUACAAUCCGCCGACAGAUAAACCGCCGGUAAACCAGGCAGAAGAAACAGGAAUGAAUCCUGAGCUUGAUCGUGUCGCCGAAGCUCAGCAGGUAACUACCACGCGCAUGCAGCGUCAAGGCCGUCCAAGUGCCUCUAUCGAACAAGGUGACCAGGCUGAACAGACGGUCACGGGUCGCAAAGUCUCUUUCGCAUCGCAGAAGUUGGCUGCAGAAGAGGACGUCCUUCAGGUUCCAGACCCACAAAACAAGGACAUGGAGAGCAACGUCUUGGAGUCGUCGAUCAACGAAGGCAAUAUAACGCGGACAAAUCGGUGGACGUAUAGUAAACGCCAACGAGAGACAUCAGUGAGACAGCAGGAGACAACGUCGAUCGAAAGAAUACCUUCCCAGGUUGAAGAGCAGGAAACGCGGAAACUGGAUCGGAACUCCAUGAUCGUCGGAGAAGUCCUACCAGACUGGCGUCUGGAAGCAGUCGUACUUCGUCAGGUAUACCCGAUCCUGACCAAAUUGGCUCAAACAGAGGUAGGAGAAGGACAGGACGUAAAACGCGAGGUGACAAAUACAAUGCUCGCUUCAGCCAAAGUGUCGAGAAGUGACCCGAACUGGUCCAUUUAG